This is a messenger RNA of Nanorana parkeri, 3318 nucleotides long. Its product is annotated as serine/threonine-protein kinase WNK4-like. The coding region runs from base 1 to 3249 and encodes 1082 amino acids. Gene Ontology annotation, biological process: intracellular signal transduction; protein phosphorylation; negative regulation of sodium ion transport. Lineage: Eukaryota; Metazoa; Chordata; Amphibia; Anura; Dicroglossidae. The transcript is spliced from 16 exons. Gene Ontology annotation, cellular component: cytosol; cytoplasm. Gene Ontology annotation, molecular function: potassium channel inhibitor activity; protein serine/threonine kinase activity; ATP binding. The record is from RefSeq and is a predicted model, not a curated record.
AUGUUUGGAGGAGGGGUUGAGGAAGCGAAGCGGAGCUACAGAUUCUUUUAUGAUAGGAGACACUCUGCUCGUCCUCUGCCUGAGCUGUACCCGGGCCAGACUGUCAGAGUCAAACUGGAUGAUGAAAAGAAGUGGAAAACACCGGCUACAGUAGUAGAGCGUUCCCCGGAGCCAAGGGUGCCGGCCUGCUGUGCGGAGUCUCAGGAGGGAUGUGCGGGGUCCCAGAUGGGUCGUGGAGGGUCUCAGGAGACCAGAAAACUGACUAAAGCAGAGCGCCAGAGGUUCAGUGAAGAGGUAGAGAUGCUAAAAGGUCUGCAGCAUCCGAACAUUGUCAGAUUUUAUGAUUCCUGGAAGACCAUGGUGAAGGGUCAGAUCUGCAUUGUCCUGGUUACAGAGCUCAUGACAUCUGGAACUUUGAAGACCUACUUGAAGAGGUUCAAGGAGAUGAAACUCAAAGUAUUGCAAAGGUGGAGUCGUCAAAUUUUGAAGGGUCUGCACUUUCUCCAUACCCGCUGUCCUCCCAUCAUACAUCGUGACCUUAAAUGUGACAACAUCUUCAUCACUGGGCCCACUGGCUUUGUUAAAAUUGGGGACCUGGGUCUGGCCACCUUAAAAAGUGCCUCCUUUGCAAAGAGCGUCAUAGGUACACCUGAGUUCAUGGCUCCAGAGAUGUAUGAGGAGAAGUAUGAUGAAGCAGUAGACGUCUAUGCCUUUGGGAUGUGUAUGCUGGAGAUGGCCACUUCUGAAUAUCCAUACUCGGAAUGCCAGAAUGCUGCCCAAAUAUACCGCAAAGUGACCUCAGGCAUGAAGCCAGACAGCUUCUUUAAAGUUAAAGUUCCUGAGCUUAAGGAGAUCAUUGAGGGCUGUAUACGAAUGAACAAAAAUGAAAGGUAUACCAUCCAGGAUCUGCUGGAACACUCCUUCUUUCAGGAAGAUACUGGAGUUCAUGUUGAACUUGCAGAAGAAGAUGAUGGCGUCAAACCAGCCUUGAAACUUUGGUUAAGGAUGGAUGACACAAAAAAGCUCCAUGGCAAAUACAAAGACAACAAUGCUAUUGAGUUUCUCUUUGAGCUUUACAAAGAUAUUGCAGAGGAGGUAGCUCAGGAGAUGGUGGUACUUAAUUUUGUCUGUGAAGCCGACUACAAAAUUGUGGCAAAGGCUAUUCGAGACCGUGUGUUGGCAAUAAAAAGGAAACGAGAAAAGCUGAGACGUGCCCAAGAGGAGCUAAAGAGAAAAGCGGAUGAGAAGCAACAAAAUCUCUUUAAACUACUUGAGCAGCUGAGAGAUCCUCAGAGCACCACUGCUUCUCCCACUCCUGAUGCCACCCCUGGAGCUACCUCUCUACCAUCAAACUCAGACUCUGCUGAAUCUUUAAGCAGUGGCACAUUUCUGCCUGAACCAGAGGAACCAGAAGCUGAUCAGCAUCGUGUGUUUAACUUUAGACAAACAUGUUACUCAUCUGCUACAUCGGACUGUGAGACAGAUGAGUACUUUAGUUCUUCUGGUUUGAUGGAUCCAGUGGACAUUUCUCUGAAGCAUACAAGUGAUGCCUCUCUAGAGGAUCUUUAUAGCCCCCCGAGCACCCAGCCGGAGAUAUGUUUCCCUGGGAGCAUUGCCAUCAGUGUGAACUCAGACUGCUUAGUUCCACUUGGAAUUCCCAGUGACAUCACCUCUCCUGUGGACAGUUAUGCAUCAGAGGCCUCAGGGCUGAGUGAUGGCUGUGAAAGCCUAUCAGCAGGAGAACAUAGUGCUAAAUCGCCUGUGAAGAAGACACCUGGAAAACUUCUGCGACGCAAAGCAAGAUCCAGGCUGCGUAUUAUCAACAUCUCAGAUAAGAGUGAUCGAGUUGUAGAGUGCCAGCUGCAGACCUACAAUGGUAAAAUGGUCACAUUCAGGUUCGAUUUAGAUGGAGACAAUCCAGAAGAUAUUGCAGCAGUUAUGGUGAACAAUGAGUUCAUAAUGCAGUCAGAAAGAGGAAGCUUUACCAACAGGAUUAAGGACAUAAUCCAACGUGUAGAGGCUUUGCUGAAGAAAGAGGCCAGUGGAGACAGAGAAGAUGAGGGAGAUGGAUUGGUUACAGGGGAAAGCAUGUCCCCUCCUGAUUUUCAGACUGACCUUCAACUUCAGGAAUUAUCUCGUUCCUUCUCCUGCUCAUCUCUCAGUGAUUUGGCAUGUACGAGUCCAAGCAAAGAAACUGUCUCCCCAAGCCACUUCAACAAAGGUAGCCACAUGUUGGACGAUGAUGCAUUUGUUACAUCAGCACCUGUUAUGAGUGCUCCAGAUCUUCGACCCAAAUCCAUCCUGCCAGCCAUGACCAUAGGUUCUCCAGUGGCUGCAAAUAGAACCUGGCCUUCUUUUGAAACUACAUCUAGUCCUGCUGUACCUUUUUCAACAAGCUUUUCCAUGCCAUCUUCCCACACCUUCCCACCAACAGCUUUCAGUUCAGUGCAUAGCAGUAACUACCUCUCCUCCCUACCACCACAUAUGAUGCCUUCAUCUUCAGUAGGACAUGAGAACUCUCCAAAUACCUUUCUUCCCAGCAUGAUGACUCCACAUGUUAGUCAUGGAAAUACCUUGCAACAAAUGAUGCAAAAUGGAAUGGUGUCACAAACUAUGAAUAGUGCUUUAGUUUCUAAUGUCCCAGCAGCCACCCAGUGGUCUCCAACCACACCCAUGUUUUCCCUGGCUAAUGUCUUAUCUCUGGCUAUGAGCAUGGCUCAAACUUUGUUACCAGUGGCAUCAGCAGCUACCACACAGCCUCAAGGAAUCCAUCAAGGAGGAACCAUCUUUCCCCAGCCAAUGUCUGGACAUGUUCAGCCUCCUUUGGUGUAUCCUUCAAGUUACUCUCAACCUCAAAGUCCAGUCAAUGACUUUCAAGGCCAGUGCCCUUAUGUAUAUCCUGGAUCUACCAAUAGCAGUGGAAUGUUUCUUCAAAAUAUGCCAGGGCAAACUUUUUCUAAUGUGGAGGGCACAUUUUCUCAGGCCUUUGUGACCCCAGAUUCAGUACCAGACAGCAGAAUGUUUCUUCAACAAAUGCCACCUACCAGCAUACCAGAAUACACUAUGAAGCCUCCCCAACAGAUUGAAAUUCCAUUUUCUCCUGGGAUUGUGACGAACUUACCAGAACUGCAGCCAGGUAUAGAAAGCUUCAGUGAGACAUCUUCAUCUUCUACUGGAAAUCAGAGUUUGGAAACUGCUGGAUGUGUGGUGGGAAAGACCAUGAACCAAUCUGUAAGCAUAAGCUUUUAAUAUGUGAGGUGGUAUCAGACAUAAUUUCUGGACCUAAGUCCUGCAGUUGUGUGAAAAAAGGGUCAGUUC